AUGGUGUCGGUAGAAGGAAUUGUCGUAGAUCCACAUAAGGUAGAUGCGGUGUUGAAAUGGGAAUCGCCUACCUCAGUGACAGAGAUUAGAAGUUUCUUGGGAUUGACAGGCUACUAUCAGCGAUUUAUUCAGAGAUGUUCACAAAUUGCAUCUCCUCUAACUAGGUUAACCCGGAAGGAUCAACCGUAUGUGUGGACCAAUAAGUGUGAGUUGGCAUUUCAAGAGUUGAAGAGGAAACUGAUGUUUGCUCCAGUACUGGUUAUUCCUAAUCCUCGAUUGCCGUAUGUAGUUUACACAGAUGCAUCGUUGAAAGGUUUAGGGUGCAUUUCAAUGCAAGAUGAGUAA
Prosopis cineraria is the source of this 345-nucleotide messenger RNA. RefSeq lists its product as uncharacterized. The coding region runs from base 1 to 345 and encodes 114 amino acids. The record is from RefSeq and is a predicted model, not a curated record. NCBI's taxonomy places the organism in Eukaryota, Viridiplantae, Streptophyta, Magnoliopsida, Fabales, Fabaceae. The transcript has a single exon.